Molecule: messenger RNA, 1200 nt
Organism: Belonocnema kinseyi
Lineage: Eukaryota; Metazoa; Arthropoda; Insecta; Hymenoptera; Cynipidae
Product: ribonuclease Oy-like
Exons: 3
Coding region: 243-986 (247 amino acids)
Biological process (GO): RNA catabolic process
Cellular component (GO): extracellular region
Molecular function (GO): ribonuclease T2 activity; RNA binding
Source: RefSeq, a predicted model, not a curated record
UUAACGGGUAUAAAAUGUCAAAUGUGUUGGUGAGGAAAUAGCGGCAGAUACUUAUCAACUAAAAUAAACACAGGAACAGAUAAUUUGAUUAAUUUGCGCAGCUUAAAGAAAAGAUGCAUAUUAUCUCGAAGUGUAUUUAAGGUGAGAAGAAGAAGAUUUCAUCAGUUGAUUUACGCCACAGUCCCACGCACGUUCUGGUAAACAAUAGGAUCUCUGAAAAUCUCUCUGGCAAUUUUUCAAAAAUGGUUCUUUUGAAUUGCUGCAAAUAUCUCCUUUUCUUGGGACUAAUGGUUCAAUUUUCAAAUGGAAACCCAAGAUACCAAGGCAACAAUUACUAUUCAAAAUCCUCAAAUGCGGACAACUCCAAAGGCUUUGAUAUAAUUAUCUUCACCCAGAGCUGGCCAAAAACAGUUUGUUCUCAAUGGAUGAAAAAAUCACCAGCGCAUCAUUGUAACAUGCCCAAAACUGCCACCUGGUCCAUUCAUGGACUUUGGCCAUCCCAGUAUCACAAAAUGGGUCCAGAAUCUUGCGAUAAUAGUUUAAGUUUCGACCCAAGAGCUUUGCACAAUAUAAGAAAAGAAUUAUUAGUUAAAUGGAUGGAUGUGCAUGGGGAGCGCCCAGAAUCAUUCUGGGAACACGAAUACACCAAACAUGGAACUUGUGCAGCUGUACUCACUAGUAUGAACUCGGAAGAAAAAUAUUUCCAAACAGCUUUGGACUUAUUUGAUAAAUAUCCCAUGAAGAAUGUACUUGCUCAAGCAAAUAUCACACCUGGAAGAAAUUACCCUGUCCAGAAAAUCCUAGAUGGAGUGAAGAACGUUUUGGGGAAAAAUGCUCAAGUUACCUGCGACAAACAUCCGGAAACCCAAGAUCAAACAAUAAUGGAAAUAAGGAUCUGCUUCGAUAAGAAGUUAAAUUUGACGGAUUGCGAUGGAAUCCUCGCCUUCCCUACGAAUUGCGACCGUAAAAUAGACGUUACCUAUUAAAAACUGUACAACGAUUAUUGUUUAAAUAAUAAUUAAAGUCAGGAAGAACAUAGUGCACUCGGGAAAGAUUUUCUGCAGUUUUCCUCUCCAUUGGCCCAAACUCUGAACAAAAGCUAGCGCUUCUAAUAAAAAUUCGGCUGCAGACGGUAUAGAAAUACUUAAUAAGAAUGGUUUUUACAUACAUAUGUUUUCAAAAAUCAUGUACCAAUGAGAA